AUGGGCGUCAAAAAGAGACCUUUCUCUGGUGGGCAGGGGUCCAGAAGUAAUACUAAGAAGCCUGAUGUUCAUGAAAGCUCUUCUCUUUUAAGCAUUGCGGAGGCGGUAAGUCAAAGGAAUACUAAUGUAACUAAGGUCAUUAAGAAAAGUCAAAUCUUUGUUUCGCUCACUGCACUAGAAGCAAAGCAGCUUAGUCGCUGCAAGCUUGAGGAGCUGGCUAACAACCAGAGCUUGCAAUUAAUUGAAAAGGAAGGUAACGUAUCGUAUCUUGACUUUUCAAAUUUCAGCUCCCUACAGUUGGCGCUAGUGCUCUGCUCAAUCUUUGGAAUCAAAAGCAAACAAUGGCUAGGGAAAUCGACUAGCGACAGCAGAUCUAUACCGCGAAAUAUUCCUCUAAGGGGAAGCUUUUAUAUCCACAAGACAUGUAAGGUGCCAAGAGAUCAUCCAGAGUCCUUAAAAUGUGGGAUCUCAGUAUCAAGGGUUGUUGAUAUCACGAACUUCGUGGAGGUUUCGAUAGACAUUUAUGGCGCAACUUCAUUUAUCGAGGGGCUAACACGAUUUGCAAGCUUUUUGAAGUUUCAGAAGUCGGAAAACUGGGUGAAAUCGGAAUUCUAUGAGGGCCUGCGAAAUAAGUGGCUGGUCUCAGAAAUGUCAAUAGCCGCUGUGCCUUUCCUGGAGAGAGGGCUGUUAGUGAAUAACAACGAGAUUGCUAAAACAAAUUCCGCUCUGAUCGAGAAAACACGAAAGUCCCUCGAAGGGUUCGCACAAGACUUGAUUAAAAAUAACAAUGAAACCCCGAUGGAAAAGAGGGACGAAUCCGAAGCUCAGGGUCUGACUAGUACAUCAAUCUCUGAGCGGAAAUCAAGUUCAAACACAUCCCGCUACAGCGUCUCUACUCAUGACAGCGCUACGAGAAGUACUAAAGCUGGUAGUGGAAGAACGCUCGACCCUCAGUCUCGAAGUCUCAACUCCAACUUCUUAACUCAAGAACAAAUUACUGACUACUGUAAAGCCACGAUUCAGGCCUCCAUUGAAGCAGUGAAAUCUAAGUCACCAUAUCAGAUCAUCAAAACCUACAUCAAGUGCCCUCGCGUAUAUUACGUUGACUUACUAUAUGAGCAUUUGAACAGGCUGCGAUCUGAAACCAAUUGCAACAUCGUGGUUCUCAACCUGAACAACGUCCAUGAAUCAACGUCUUGGUUCGGCUCUUUGAAGGUUUCGAAAUUCACCUCAGUUUCGUCAAUACCGCAUCCAAGUACUGUGAGGGUGGUCAGUAUUGGAGGCAUUGGUGAACAUAAUGUCAAAAGCUUGCAGCUUCUACUGAAACUAUUUGAAGAAAACCCAGCAGCGUAA
This is a messenger RNA of Lachancea thermotolerans CBS 6340, 1353 nucleotides long. RefSeq names its product Snu56p (gene SNU56). Gene Ontology annotation, molecular function: mRNA binding. Gene Ontology annotation, biological process: mRNA splicing, via spliceosome. The coding region runs from base 1 to 1353 and encodes 450 amino acids. The transcript has a single exon. The record is from RefSeq and is a predicted model, not a curated record. NCBI's taxonomy places the organism in Eukaryota, Fungi, Ascomycota, Saccharomycetes, Saccharomycetales, Saccharomycetaceae.